AUGGCAGCUAUGCUCAUGCAGCCCCCCGCGCAUCGUCCAUCCAUGGACCACGUCGGGUCGUUCGAGUCUUCACGGAGCGGUGCUCCCGCAGGCUACGAGCGCCAUUCGCCCGCCCCAGGGCAAUCGCGUCCCAACGCCUCGACCCCCAACCAGUCGACUCAGCAACCCGGUGUGGGCUUUGUCCAGCCUGCCAUGGCGGGUGGAUACUUUCCCAACAGCAUGCCAGGCUUCCCCGUGCAAGGUGCAUGGGGAGCGACCCCGUUACCCGCGUCCUCGUUCUACGCCCCGCCGUUCGCAUUCCCGGCCGGGUUCCAGCAGCAGGGCUUCCAGCAGCCCCAGGACUUCUCCGCCUGGGCCCACGUGUACCAGCAGAUGGUCGCGAACGGCCACAUGGCGCCGCCCGGCGGACACAACAUGCCGCGGCCCGCCCAGUUCCAAGACGCCGACGACUCUGACGCCCACCGACGACGGACCGUCUCGGGCACUUCCUCCAACGACCCACGAGUAACAAAGGGCCAGACCUCGACUGGCGCCGCCGGCACCGACCCCGUGUUCCACCCGUACAAGCGCGGGCCGAAGAGCCGAAGCGCCAGUGGCAACAGCCGUUCCGGAUCCCAGUCUAUCUCCCUUAGCGAGCUUCCCAAGCCCACCGCCCCGCCGCGAGGUCCUUCUCCCGGCGAGCACCGCCGAUCCGGCAGUGUCGACUCGACGGCUCUUGUGAACGGUGAGCGCGAGGAAGAGUUAAUGCCGCCGCCCAAGCUUCGCGCCAGCCGCGACGAGGGACGACCGGCAUCGGUCAAGAGCGAGCGCAGCAACCGAAGCCAGGGCAGUGCAAACAGCGGUGCCUCGCAGAGCGGCCGUUCCGGAAAACAGGCGCAGGGUGCGUCCGAGCAGCGACCUCAACACGGUCGCACUGCUUCCUCCACCUCCCAGUCCAACAAGUCUACGCCCCUCACCACUGGAACAAUCUCGUCACAGGCUAGCAACUCGCAACCUGCUGCCCAGGCCCGGAACUCGCCGCUGUCCCAGGCUCCUCAGACAUCUGCGCCUAUCCAGACGACUGAGAAGACGGAGAAGGCGGAGAAGAAGUCUGGCUUCAGAGGACGCUUUAAGAAUGCGUCCGACAAGGACCAGAAGACUUCUGCCGCACCUGCUUCCAGAGCGCAGUCGCCCACGCCCGCCCGGUCACUUACUCCCGCUGCCACCGCCAAGGGUCAAGCCGGUCCCUCGUCUACCAAGCAGGACCUCGCGCCACCCAACGCUCCCUUUGUCAACGCUCAGGCCAUGAGCAGUGACCUCAGCCUUGCCGAGACCGAAAGGACUGCCGCGACUAACGCAUCCGUCAAGCCCAGGCGUGGCCUGUUCCGCAACCGCAACCGCUCCUCCGACAACAUUUCGCUGUCGUCCACCGUCUCGUCUGCAUCCAUGAUGAUCCGCAAGAUGGGCAGCCUCGGCAAGCUCGCGCGCCGCAAUUCGCUCAUGGGCAUCUCCAAGAUCUUCAAGGAGAAGCCAAAGGACGAGGACGGAGCCCUCCCGGAGAAGCAGGGCAUCCUCAGCUUCAAGAAGAAGAGCGGCAAGAAGGCCGAUCUCGCCCCCGUGUCGGUCAGCCGUACCACUGCUGAGCUCGACCGCGGAUCCGAGGACGACGACCGCAUCUUAGCUGGAUUGUCGCCUGCCGCUCAGCUUGCUCGUCAGCACACUGCUCGCUCCAAGGCUGAGGCCGCGAAGAGGGAGGCUGCCAAGCGUGCCGAGACGAUUCAGGAGCUCUCGGGCCCAACGGGCGAGCCCACCUGGGACCAGAACACGACGACGGCCCGUGGUCAGUUGACCGCCGUUACGAACGCGCAGGCGAACGGAUCGAACGUUGUCCACGUCGUGCCUCGCUCGCCGACUGUUGUGCACGCUCUCGCGAUCAACGGCGAGGAGGAUGCAAGCGACAUUUCAGACACGGACACGAUCGACGACGUCACUGCUUCUCUCAACCGCAGCGGCAUCCAGGACCCCGACGAGGAGGACUUCCAGCCGCUCUGGUGCAAGGCGCACAUUGACAAGCACGCCAAGCCGAAGCGCGGUAUCCUGAAGCAGAUCCAGUCCAACGAGGAGCUCGAGGUGUCGAAGCGUCAGCGGACCGCGUCCUCGAGCGCUCUCGAAGCCACCGCGCCGGGUCCCAUGUCUGACCUGCCUGCGCCCAACCCGGAGCGGAUCGACGGUCUUGCUCACGCCAACCACGUCGCCAGCCCGGGCGAGAUGGUUUACGACCCCCUAUCGCCCACGUUCUCGCCGUUUGAGAACAAUGGCCUUGACCUGGACCUCCGCCCGCCAGUCUACAAGAACCCGGCGCAUAACACGUCUGCCCCGACGCUGUCGCCUGCUGGCCCCGCGGCGCCGACCCAGGCGCGUGCGAUGACUGCGCCUACGCGCCGUCGCCUCGUCUGGGCGCCCGAGUGCGCCGUGUACAGCACGUACGACGCGAUGACCUAUGACCGGCGGUCUGAGCCUGCGACGUGCAACCGCCUCACGCCCGAGUUGGCCAUGUCUAUCAAACAGGAGCUCAACGCGUUCAAACUCGAGAUGCCUGUCCACCCGUCCUCGAGGGUCUACACACACUACUUUGCAUGA
This is a messenger RNA of Trichosporon asahii var. asahii CBS 2479, 2619 nucleotides long. RefSeq lists its product as uncharacterized. The transcript has a single exon. Bases 1 to 2619 code for a protein of 872 amino acids. NCBI's taxonomy places the organism in Eukaryota, Fungi, Basidiomycota, Tremellomycetes, Trichosporonales, Trichosporonaceae. The record is from RefSeq and is a predicted model, not a curated record.